Molecule: messenger RNA, 1043 nt
Organism: Lolium rigidum
Lineage: Eukaryota; Viridiplantae; Streptophyta; Magnoliopsida; Poales; Poaceae
Product: peroxidase 2-like
Exons: 2
Coding region: 1-984 (327 amino acids)
Biological process (GO): hydrogen peroxide catabolic process; response to oxidative stress
Cellular component (GO): plasmodesma; plant-type cell wall
Molecular function (GO): heme binding; peroxidase activity
Source: RefSeq, a predicted model, not a curated record
AUGGCUAGCAGGGUUGCGAUCUUGGUGUCGUGUGCGCUGCUCUUGGCGGCGACAUGGCAGGGUGCGGUGGCGGCACCUCGGCUGAGGGUCGGGUACUACCAAAAGAAGUGCCCAGCGGCGGAGUAUAUCGUUAAGGGGGUCGUCAGCAAGGCCCUCAAACAGAACCCCGGCCUCGGCGCCGGCAUCAUCCGCAUGGCCUUCCACGACUGCUUCGUUCAGGGCUGUGACGCGUCGGUGCUGCUGGACCCGACGGCCGCAAACCCUCGGCCGGAGAAGCUCGGCAGGCCCAACUACCGCAGCCUGCGCGGCUUCGAGGUGAUCGACCAAGCCAAGACGGCGCUCGAGAGGUUCUGCCCAGGCGUCGUCUCCUGCGCCGACGUCAUCGCGUUCGCGGCCCGCGACUCCGCCUACUUCCUCAGCAACUACCGCAUCAACUACCAAAUUCCAUCCGGACGCUUCGACGGGAGCAUCUCGCUCGAGAGCGACACGUUCGCCUUCCUCCCCCCGCCAUUCUUCAACCACUCGCAGCUCGUCGACAGCUUCAAGGCCAAGAAUAUGAACGAGGACGACCUCGUGGUGCUCUCCGGCGCGCACUCCAUCGGCCUCUCGCACUGCUCCUCCUUCACCGACCGCCUCCCCCCGAACCCCUCCACCAUCAACCCCGCUCUCUCCACCCUGCUGCAGAGCAAGUGCCCGGUGAGCCCAAAUUUCACCAAUGACCCCACGGUGGAUCAGGACAUGGUGACACCAAACCUGUUGGACAACCAGUACUACAAGAACAUACGUAAACGCAAUGUUCUCUUCACCUCUGACGCGGCGCUGGUAACAUCGCCCCUGUCGGCGAGGAAGGUGUAUCAGAACGCUUUGUUCCCCGAGGUGUGGGAAAAGAAGUUCGAAAGGGCGAUGGUCAAGAUGUCAGCUAUCGAGCUCAAGACCGCUGCCAACGGCGAGAUCAGAAAGAACUGCAGGGUCGUCAACAAUUAGGUUUGCUGGGUGUUCACGAAUCUGCAGUUACUACAUUUGAAUGUGUGUGCACUCGCUGU